AUGGCAGACCCCGCCAUCGCCGCCCUCAACUCGUUGCUGCGCGGCGCCAGCAUAGAGGACCACGAUGAAGCUCUCAAGCUCGCCAAUGCCGCCAUCAAGGCCUUCAAGGGCAGCGCUUCCGAUCUAGCUACCGCCCGCCACACGCGGGUAGUCGCGCUGCUAAAGCUCGACCGCUUCGACGAUGCGCUGCGAGCCAUCGCCGACGGCGGCCCGGGCCUCGAAAAGACUUGCGCUCUCGAGAAGGCAUACGCGCUCUACAAGACUGGACAACUAGCUGCCGCCGAGGCCGUAUUGCAGGCCGCCGGCCACACAGAUCGGGGCCUACAGCACGUCACGGGCCAGGUGGCCUACCGCGCCGAGAAGUUUGAACAUGCUGCCGCCAUCUACCGAGAGCUUGCCGACACCGAGGAUGGCGCAAGGGCUGGCGAAGAGAAUGACCUGCGCAUCAACCUCCUGGCCACAAACGCCCAGCUCGAGUGGAAUGGCAAGGGCUGGGCCGUACCCGAGGCCCAGAAGCAGCCGGGCCGGGAGGAGCUGGAGGCCUUCGAGACGGCUUACAAUGCUGCCUGCGGCUGCAUCGCGAGGGCAGACUUUGCCAAGGCCGCCGUCUUUCUCAAGAGGGCGAGGGACCUGUGCGAGGCGUCCGAGGACCUGGACGACGACGAGAAGAAGGCCGAGCUCGUCCCCAUAAUCCUGCAGCAGGCCUAUGUCUUUACGAGGCUAGGGAAGCUUGAUCAGGCUGCGAGCUUACAAAAGUCCAUAUUGCUCUCCGAUGUACCCGACGCGUCAACUAAGGCCGUUGCCCAGUGCAACAUGCUCGUCCUUCAAUCCGAAACAAACCCGUACAUGGCCCAGCGGCUUUCACAGGCGAUUCCGCAUGGCGCGGGCAACGACCGUCUUUUUGAGUACCAGAGCUCCAUCCUCCGGCGGAACCGCUAUAUUGCCGACCUUCAGGCACAAAAGUUUCCUGGAGUUGCGAAGUUGACAGCCAAUAUCCUCUCCAAGGACGCCGUGCCAGCCAUAUCACGCGCCACAUGUGAUCUCGGCGUGCUCAACGCCGCAGCUACCAGCGAAUUGAAGACUGGCAAAGAAGCCCUGCACAGAAUCCUCCCGCUACUGGACUCUCGGCCGCAUGACGUUGGCCUGCUCCUCACAAUAAUACAGCUUUACGUCCAGCUUCAAAAACCCGGCCCCGCACUGACCUUGCUGGAGGCCUUCUUCAAACGGCUGGAGGCGGCUACCACGGCCGACUAUGCCGAUGUGCGUUUUGCGCCGGGUUUGGUUGCCCUUGCCGUGGCCCUGUACCGCCUGAACGGCCGCCACGCGGCGAUUCGAAGCGAGCUGGCCAAGGCUGCCACGCACUGGCAAAAGAAGAAGAAGGCGGCCGCCGGAAGUGGCGACUCUCUGAUACGCGAGGCCGGUGUAGAGCUUCUGCGCUCCCACCACCCCGCCGACUUGGCGGCCGCAGGCGAGGCUUUCUCCUACCUCGUGGCCGCGCAGCCAGACGACCGCAUCGCCAUCGCCGGGUUGGUCGCAAGCUUCGCGACGACCGAUUUCGCCAAGGUGCAGCCGCACCUGGACACCCUGCCGCCGGUCGAGAAGCUGACGGCCGGGGUGGACGUGGAUGCCCUGAUCGAAGCAGGCGUCGCCGUGCUCCCCGCUCCUCCUGUCCAGGCUAAGAAGCGGUCGCUUGAAGAGAGCGGCGGCGACAAGCGGCAGCAGCAGCCUGCGGCCAAGAAGCGCCGCACCCGCAAGCCCCCCAAGUCUUUCGAUCCCGACAAGAAGCCCGAUCCGGAGAGAUGGCUGCCGCUGCGUGACCGUAGCAGUUACCGGCCCAAGGGCAAGAAGGGCAAGAAGCGCGCGGCCGAGGCGACGCAGGGUGGCGUCGUGCGCGAAGAGGAAACUCUAGAGCUGGCGGGCGGCGCAGGGUCUGUCAAGGUGGAGAAAGCACCGGUAGGGGGUGGCGGUGGCGGUGCUAAGAAGAAGAAGAAGGGGAAGAAAUGA
Lasiosphaeria miniovina is the source of this 2004-nucleotide messenger RNA. RefSeq lists its product as uncharacterized. Bases 1 to 2004 code for a protein of 667 amino acids. The record is from RefSeq and is a predicted model, not a curated record. The transcript is spliced from 2 exons. Lineage: Eukaryota; Fungi; Ascomycota; Sordariomycetes; Sordariales; Lasiosphaeriaceae. Gene Ontology annotation, molecular function: 7S RNA binding; protein binding; ribosome binding. Gene Ontology annotation, biological process: SRP-dependent cotranslational protein targeting to membrane. Gene Ontology annotation, cellular component: signal recognition particle, endoplasmic reticulum targeting.